Coregonus clupeaformis (lake whitefish) is the source of this 4682-nucleotide messenger RNA. Its product is annotated as transmembrane 9 superfamily member 4-like. Gene Ontology annotation, biological process: protein localization to membrane. Lineage: Eukaryota; Metazoa; Chordata; Actinopteri; Salmoniformes; Salmonidae. Gene Ontology annotation, cellular component: membrane. Bases 1 to 1947 code for a protein of 648 amino acids. The record is from RefSeq and is a predicted model, not a curated record. The transcript is spliced from 17 exons.
AUGACACGUGUAUUCAAGAUGGCGACCGCGGCGAUGGAGACGUGGUUGGCCCUUCUGCUGUUGUCCAUGUUGCCCGGAGGGGUCCAGCCCUUUUACGUGCCUGGAGUUGCUCCAAUGAACUUCCACCAGAACAGUGCUGUAGAGAUUAAGGCCGUGAAGCUGACCAGCUCCCGGACUCAGCUUCCCUAUGAAUACUAUUCCCUGCCCUUCUGUCAGCCUGAUAAAGUGGUCUACAAAGCAGAGAACCUGGGGGAGGUGCUACGCGGGGACCGUAUUGUCAACACCCCCUACUCGGUUCUCAUGACCCAGGACAGGAAGUGUGAGGUGGUUUGUGCCAAGCUGAAACUCAGCGUGCAGCAGAGCAAGCUGGUGGCUGAGCGCAUCCUGGAGGAGUACUAUGUUCACCUCAUUGCAGACAACCUCCCAGUGGCCACUCGGCUGGAGUUCUACCCCAACAGAGAGGCAGGGGCUGAGGAGGAGAAGGAUGUGGUGAAGGGUGUUCAGUUUGAACAUGGCUACAGACUAGGCUUCACUGACAACGGCAAGUUCUACCUACACAACCACCUGUCCUUCAUCAUCUACUACCACAAGGAGAAGGUGGAGGAGGAGGAGGAGCACAACUACAGAGUUGUACGUUUUGAGGUGGUUCCCCAGAGUGUCAAGGUGGAGGACCUGAAGGCUGAUGAUAAGGGGGCGUGUACCCUGCCUGAGGCCACUAACUCCGCUCCUCAGGAGAUUGACCCCUCCAAGGAGAAUGAGGUUCUCUUCACCUACUCCGUCCGCUGGGAGGAGAGCCAGGUGAAGUGGGCAUCCCGCUGGGACACCUACCUGACCAUGAGUGACGUGCAGAUCCACUGGUUCUCCAUCGUCAACUCAGUGGUGGUGGUCUUCUUCCUGUCUGGCAUCCUCAGUAUGAUCAUCAUCAGGACCUUGAGGAAGGACAUCGCCAACUACAACAGAGAGGAUGACAUAGAGGACACCAUGGAGGAGUCAGGCUGGAAGAAUGUCCAUGGUGACGUGUUCAGACCUCCACAGUAUCCCAUGAUCCUCAGCUCUCUGCUGGGCUCAGGCAUACAGCUCUUCUGCAUGAUCCUCAUCGUUAUCUUCGUGGCCAUGUUGGGGAUGCUGUCUCCUUCCAGUAGAGGGGCGCUGAUGACCACUGCCUGCUUCCUGUUCAUGUUCAUGGGUGUGUUCGGUGGAUACUUUGCUGGCAGGCUCUACCGCACGCUGAAAGGCCAUCGGUGGAAGAAGGGAGCUUUCUGUACGGCCACUCUGUACCCUGCCGUGGUGUUCUGCAUCUGCUUCGUUCUCAACUGUUUCAUCUGGGGAGAGCACUCGUCUGGAGCAGUCCCCUUCACCACCAUGCUGGCUCUACUCUGCAUGUGGUUCGGUAUCUCCAUGCCCCUGGUGUACCUGGGCUACUACUUUGGCUUCCGCAAGCAGCCGUACGAUAACCCUGUCCGCACCAAUCAGAUCCCUCGCCAGGUGCCCGAGCAGCGCUGGUACAUGAACAAGUUUGUGGGAAUUCUGAUGGCUGGGAUUCUACCGUUUGGUGCCAUGUUCAUUGAGCUCUUCUUCAUCUUCAGUGCCAUCUGGGAGAACCAGUUCUACUACCUGUUUGGUUUCCUCUUCCUGGUGUUCAUCAUCCUGGUGGUGUCCUGCUCCCAGAUCAGUAUCGUCAUGGUCUACUUCCAGCUCUGUGCAGAGGACUACCGGUGGUGGUGGAGGGCCUUCCUGGUAUCAGGGGGCUCAGCCUUCUACGUCCUUGUUUACGCCGUUUUCUACUUUGUCAACAAGCUGGACAUUGUGGAGUUUAUCCCUUCCCUGUUGUACUUUGGUUACACGGCUCUCAUGGUCCUGUCUUUCUGGCUCCUUACGGGGACAAUCGGCUUUUACGCAGCGUACAUGUUCAUACGGAAGAUCUACGCUGCCGUCAAAAUCGACUGAGUUUGUUUCUGCUGUUUGUUGCCACAUUUUCUUGUUCGUUUUAAUUUUUAAUUUUUUGUUUUCUUUAUGUCCAGCAAACACUUGACUUCUGUGUAUUGGGUUUUGUGGAACAGUGCCACCCACAGGCAUGGGGAGAGAACAGCAAGAUGGCGCUGCCUGCUAGCUCAACGCUCCCCCUCCCUCCGUUAUUGGUGUCCACAGAGACAGAGUUCCUCUGGGACAGUCCAUGUUUUUCUACUGUGUUUCACCUUGGACACAACAUGGGCCAAAGCAUGUCAAUUGAAAGUCUCUGUAUGUUUUAGUGUCUGCUUUUGGAGUUGGACAAGCCUGGGUUGCCCAGGGGGACUCAAUGAAGUGCAUUGGUUCAGAACUUCACUUUAUCGUUUUAAUAUCAGUUCUCUGUAAGAUAUUUUAGUCUGACCUCUCUCUUUCUCUCUCGUUUUCUGUCUCUCUCUGUCAGUCUCUCUCUGUCUCUCAGUGUGUGUGUGUGUGUGUGUGUGUGUGUGUGUGUGUGGUAAGGUUAUUUUAGUUUAAAGUCUUUAUUCCAGAUGAUCAAAAGAUGGUUGGGAGGUCACACUGUGGUAAUGGCACUAAUAAGUAUUUUGUUUAGCUUGGAAAUGGAAAUCUAACAUUGGAACAGGCAAGGAAGGAUAUUACAAUAUUCUGUUAUUUUUACUGUGGUUUCCAUGUCCUGAAGUGACCAUUUCAACCACAACUAAAAUCAUAAUCUAAAUGUAUCUCCUUGAAAAGAAUUCUCUCACAUUGAGGUAACAGAUUUUCUGAGUAGAAGUAUAAACUCAAUUUCUCCUCUGCAAAUACUACUUCCAUUAUCAAUUAAUCUGAUGUGCUAGGGAAGCCAAGUUGGCUUAAGGCGGUUGAAAUAUGAAAUGUUAAUGGAACAAAAGUAAAUGUGGAUGAAAAGUGGUAUUUCUCAUUAUCUUCAAAUCACCUUUAUAAGUUAUGAGCUUUAGCCUAGGAAACACGACUUGUUUAAAAUGUUUGACUUGUAAUGUAAUGGUGUCCAAUGUAAACAGCUCCACGGUCUCACUGAACUAUGCAUUUUUUGGAAAAGGAUGAGAAUGAUCUUUGGUUUCAUAAUGUUUUGAUUUUAACACCUAGUUCAAUGAGACACACCUGCUAUUCUAACAGAAGUUAUCUAUCGGUGUCGGUUAUCCCUGAGCAUCAAUGUCUCUACUAGGAUUGCCUUAGCAACACAGGGUUCUGUCAAUGAGCAUCUAAAUGGAGUACAGUUGUGUUUCCCAUAAACAACCUCUAAAUGGAGUACAGUUGUGUUUCCCAUAAACAACCUCUAAAUGGAGGACAGUUGUGUUUCCCAUAAACAACCUCUAAAUGGAGGACAGUUGUGUUUCCCAUAAACAACCUCUAAAUGGAGGACAGUUGUGUUUCCCGUAAACAACAGGUCAAGUCAGUGCUGUACAAGAUUGACAAUGUGGUUUAUAUUCAGUCGAUAGGAAAAGUAUAUUGUCUGAAUGGGCUGAUCCUUCACUGGGUUUACUCUCUGGCUGUCUUUGCACAGGCAGCCCAAUUCUGAUCUUUUCCCCAAUUAUUGGCAAAAGAGCUGAUCUGAUUCGUCAAAAGACCAAUUAGUGGAAAAAGAUCAGAACUGGCCUGCCUGUGUAAACACCGGCUCUGUUACCCAGAGUUAGAAUUUCCUACCGGGGGUUCACAUCGUCCUGUAGCUGGAGUUUCCCUGAAGGUGGAGAUCCUGUGUGUUGAAACACUGACCUGGUGGGGAUUCAAAACAUUAAAGACCUUUCUAUCUUGGACAUAUUUUACUCAAUGGCUGCGUUUACACAGGCAGCCCAAUUUUGUUUUUAUCUAAGAUGAUCUGAUUGGUCAAAAGACAAAUAAGUGUAAAAAUGUUUUAUCAGAAUUGUGCUGCAUGUGUAAACGCAGGCUAUAAAACGUUAUUCUAUGGGCCAGUUUCCCAGAUGAAGCUUAGCCCUGCACUAAAAAAUACUUCUCAAUGGACCUUUAAGGCCAGGAAUAGGUUUAAAUACAUUUGAGGGCUGAGCUUUCAGGAACACAACCUUCAGGUCAACAUUGUUACCCCACAAGUUUCUUCACCUGUUUUUUUGUUGAUCAAGCGCGUAGAAACUAAUAUGUGGACAGACAGUCCGGUGGAGGUGUGAUCUUCCACAGCGGAGGGUGUUGGGAUAGCGCCGCACUGGAAGAAGGAAGGGGAGCGGUGCUGAGGGGGGAAUGACUCCAUUCUGGGUGAAUGAUAGUACAGUGAACCACUGAAUAAAUCAUACUUCUCUCUUCCUGUCUCCCCUCUCCCUUUAAAGUUUCUUUAUCUCUGCAUCUCUCUCACGUUCACCUCCACAGUAUCCCAUCAGUAUUGUCCUCCCUCUGCUGCUGAUGUCUGACGGUAUUCCUGAGCUGACAGCUCUCACUGCUCCACAGACAGACUUCCUCACCCGGGCCCAACAAACAAAUUCCAGGAGAGAUUUUCUACAGAUGUGCUUUUGAUUGACAUGAGCUGUGUAUGUAUGUAUGCGUAUGCGUGUGUGUGUGUGAAUGAGUGUCUACUAUGUAUGUAAAUACAACGCGUUGUUUUCCUGUUUUGGGGCUCUUGACUGUAUGUUUAAAGAUCAUGUCAUUGUUUUAGCCAAAUGCAUGGUUUUUAAGGAACUUUUUUUUUUUUUCCGUUUUCUUUACAGAAUGUCCAGUUAUAUAAUGUAUGAAACAAUUAAAGUGCUGAUACGUUGGGA